CCCGCGCCUCGUCCGCCGCCGCCGCCCGAGACUCACGCAGAGCAGUUAUGGCGGAUCCCGCAGCCCCCGCGCCCGCCGCGCCCGCCGCGCCCGCCCAGGCCCCGGCUCCCGCUCCCGCCCCGGAGACGGCGCCGACGUCCGGCCCGGACUCGACCUCCGGGCCCUCCUCAGACUCCGGCCCCGAAGCCGGCUCGCAGCGCUUGCUGUUCUCUCACGACCUGGUGUCGGGCCGUUACCGCGGCUCGGUGCACUUCGGGCUGGUGCGCCUCAUCCACGGCGAGGACUCGGACUCGGAGGGCGAGGACGAUGGCCGCGGCAGCUCGGGCUGCUCCGAGGCGGGCGGCGCCGGCCACGAGGAGGGCCGGUCCAGCCCGCUGCGCCGCGGCUACGUGCGCGUCCAGUGGUACCCGGAGGGCGUCAAGCAGCACGUGAAGGAGACCAAGCUGAAGCUGGAGGACCGCUCUGUGGUGCCCCGGGACGUGGUCCGGCACAUGCGCUCCACUGACAGUCAGUGCGGCACAGUGAUUGACGUCAACAUCGACUGUGCUGUCAAGCUCAUCGGCACCAACUGCAUCAUCUAUCCGGUCAACAGCAAGGACCUGCAGCACAUCUGGCCCUUCAUGUAUGGGGACUACAUUGCUUAUGACUGCUGGCUGGGCAAAGUCUACGACUUGAAGAACCAGAUCAUCCUGAAGCUCUCCAAUGGUGCCAGGUGCUCUAUGAACACAGAAGAUGGUGCCAAGCUCUACGAUGUGUGCCCGCAUGUCAGCGACUCGGGUCUCUUCUUCGACGACUCCUACGGCUUCUACCCGGGUCAGGUGCUCAUCGGCCCCGCCAAGAUCUUCUCCAGCGUCCAGUGGCUGUCGGGGGUCAAGCCGGUGCUCAGCACCAAGAGCAAGUUCCGAGUGGUGGUGGAAGAGGUGCAGGUCGUGGAGCUGAAAGUCACGUGGAUCACCAAGAGCUUCUGUCCAGGAGGCACAGACAGCGUCAGCCCCCCGCCUUCCACCAUCACUCAGGAAAACCUGGGCAGGGUGAAGCGGCUUGGCUGCUUUGAUCAUGCGCAGCGGCAGCUCGGGGAGCGCUGCCUGUAUGUCUUCCCUGCCAAGGUAGAGCCAGCAAAGAUCGCCUGGGAGUGUCCAGAGAAGAACUGUGCCCAGGGGGAGGGCUCCAUGGCCAAGAAGGUAAGGCGCCUCCUGAAGAAGCAGGUCGUGAGGGUCAUGUCUUGCUCCCCGGAUACCCAGUGUCCUCGGGACCAUUCCACGGAGGACGCAGACAAGAAAGGAGAGGCCAAAACCAAGCGUGAGCCGGCUGCUGCCAGCCCUGAGGGGACCCCUGAGAUGCCCGCCAGCCCCGUGGAGAUGCGGGAGGAGGGUGUCGAGGAGCCCGCCGAGGCCGGCCAGCGGCCGCCCCCUUUCCUGCUGAAGGAGGGCGGGGACGACAGGCUGCAGUCGGUGGAGCAGGAUGCAGACGACGAGGCGGCCGACGACACGGACGACACCAGCUCGGUGACCUCCUCGGCCAGCUCCACCGCCUCCUCCCAGAGCGGCAGUGGCACCGGCCGCAAGAAGAGCAUCCCCUUGUCCAUCAAGAACCUGAAGCGGAAGCACAAGAGGAAGAAGAACAAAAUCAGCCGAGACUUCAAACCGGGAGACAGGGUGGCAGUGGAGGUGGUGACCACCAUGACCUCGGCCGACGUGAUGUGGCAGGACGGCUCCGUGGAGUGCAAUAUCCGCUCCAACGACCUCUUCCCCGUGCACCACCUGGACAACAACGAGUUCUGCCCUGGGGACUUCGUGGUGGACAAGCGGGUCCAGAGCUGUCCAGACCCUGCAGUUUAUGGCGUGGUGCAGUCUGGGGACCACAUCGGGCGCACCUGCAUGGUGAAGUGGUUCAAGCUGCGGCCGAGUGGUGAUGACGUGGAGCUGAUUGGGGAAGAGGACGAUGUGAGCGUUUACGACAUUGCCGAUCACCCUGACUUCCGCUUCCGCACCACUGACAUUGUCAUCCGCAUUGGCAAUGCCGAAGAUGGGGCUCCUCACAAGGAGGAUGAGCCGUCGGUGGGCCAAGUGGCCCGUGUGGACGUCAGCAGCAAGGUGGAGGUGGUAUGGGCUGACAACUCCAAGACCAUCAUCCUGCCCCAGCACCUGUACAACAUUGAGUCAGAGAUCGAGGAGUCAGACUACGAUUCCGUGGAAGGCAGCACCAGUGGGGCAUCCUCGGAUGAGUGGGAGGAUGACAGCGACAGCUGGGAGACGGACAACGGGCUGGUGGAAGAUGAGCACCCCAAGAUAGAGGAGCCCCCCAUCCCACCCACUGAGCAACCAGCCGCACCCGAGGAGGACAAGGGGGUGGUGAUCAGCGAAGAGGCUGCCACGGCUGCCAUCCAGGGCGCGGUGGCCAUGGCCACGCCCAUGGCAGGACUGAUGGAGAAGGCCAGCAAGGACGGGCCCCCCAAGAGCUUCCGGGAGUUGAAGGAGGCCAUCAAGAUCCUGGAGAGCCUCAAGAACAUGACAGUGGAGCAGCUGCUCACCGGCUCCCCUACCUCCCCGACCGUGGAGCCCGAGAAGCCCACACGGGAGAAGAAGUUCCUGGACGACAUCAAGAAGCUGCAGGAGAACCUCAAGAAGACCUUGGACAAUGUGGCCAUUGCAGAGGAGGAGAAGAUGGAGGCCAUGGCAGAAGCCGAGCGCAAGGAGGACAAGCCUGAGGGCCAGUCCCCGGUGAAGGCCGAGUGGCCCAGCGAGACCCCGGUGCUGUGCCAGCAGUGUGGUGGCAAGCCCGGCGUCACCUUCACCAGCGCCAAGGGCGAGGUCUUCUCCGUGCUGGAGUCUGCACCCUCAAAUCACUCAUUCAAGAAAAUUGAGUUCCAGCCGCCAGAAGCCAAGAAAUUCUUCAGCACAGUGCGAAAGGAGAUGGCGCUGUUGGCUACCUCACUGCCUGACGGCAUCAUGGUCAAGACUUUCGAGGACCGAAUGGACCUCUUCUCCGCCCUCAUCAAGGGCCCCACACGGACCCCCUAUGAGGACGGCCUCUACCUGUUCGACAUCCAGCUCCCCAACAUCUACCCAGCUGUGCCCCCCCACUUCUGCUACCUCUCCCAGUGCAGUGGCCGCUUGAACCCAAACUUGUACGACAAUGGGAAGGUGUGCGUCAGCCUGCUGGGCACCUGGAUCGGGAAGGGGACAGAGAGGUGGACAAGCAAGUCCAGCCUUCUGCAGGUGCUCAUCUCCAUCCAAGGGCUGAUCCUGGUGAACGAGCCCUACUACAACGAGGCCGGCUUUGACAGUGACCGGGGCCUGCAGGAGGGCUACGAGAACAGCCGCUGCUACAACGAGAUGGCGCUCAUCCGCGUGGUGCAGUCCAUGACGCAGCUGGUGCGGCGGCCGCCCGAGGUCUUCGAGCAGGAGAUCCGGCAGCACUUCAGCACGGGCGGCUGGCGCCUGGUGAGCCGCAUUGAGGCCUGGCUGGAGACACACGCGCUGCUGGAGAGGGCCCAGGGCCUGCCCAACGGGGUCCCCAAGGACCAAGGCUCCCCGGAGCCCCCUGCCAUGGCUGAGCUCUCGGACUCGGGCCGCGAGGACCCCGAGGAUGGGGGACUGGCCCCUGGGGAGGCCUCGCAGGGCUCCGACUCAGAGGGGGGCGCACCGGGCCCGGCCUCGGCCAGCAGGGACCCCACAGACCAGGCUCCGGGGACGGCACCAGACGCCUCUGUGCCACCCAGCGUUAAACCAAAGAAACGGAGAAAGAGUUACCGGAGUUUCCUGCCUGAGAAGAGUGGCUACCCUGACAUCGGCUUCCCCCUCUUCCCGCUCUCGAAGGGUUUCAUCAAGAGCAUCCGGGGUGUGCUGACGCAGUUCCGGGCAGCGCUGCUGGAGGCAGGCCUGCCUGAGGUCACAGAGGACAAGUAGCCCCAGGCCCAGAGGAAGGGGCAUCACAGAGGGCGAGGCCAGCUGCUGCCCGCUCCCUCCCUCGCCUGCAGCCUCUCCCCUGCCCAUCCGUCCCCUCUGUCCCCCAGUGCCAGCCCCCGCCCCGUCCCCCGGGUGAACGUGGCGCUGAAGUGCCAGGAGCGUCUCGAGGUGCUGCGGUUCCCUUUGCGCCGAUGUGGGACCCUGCCACAGGCUUUCCGCUCACUGCCCCCGGCAGAGCGUCCCAGCUCUCGUCCGCAGGGCACAGGUGGCGUGCUACUGGGGCCUGGGGCUGGCUCCGCACAGACCAGUGGGAGGGUGGAUGUGGCUUGCAUGAAGGGUAGGUUGUCCCCGCAGAUCCCCUGGUCCCCACUGACCUCAGCAGUCCCUGUAGCCUCCCCAUGUCCAAGUCCUCCCUUGUCCCCUGACAUGGGCAUUGUCUCCAGGGAGCUGUAGCUGCUGUCCCUGACCCCUGGCGCCACCUGGCCCGCUAACUGCAUUAUAGCCCUUAGGCCUGUUGGACUGGCUCUCGGAGAGGUUGGGACCAGGUGAGGUGGAGGAUCAUACGCAGGAGGGGGGUGGCCCCUGCAGAGACUGCUCUGGGUGCCUUGCUGUGCUGUCUGGGGCUGGCAGGGGCAUGCAUCGUGUGGACUGUGACAGGUGGCGUCUUAGCCCCACAGGCUGGGGCAGCAGCACACAGCUGAGGCACAGGCGGGAAUGCUGGGAGGUGGCCUGGGGAGCUGGCCCUGGCAGCCUUUGGCUUCCAGAGUCUGCAGGCUCAACCCCAGAGGGAACAUGCGUGUGAGUGCUGGGACCUCCCCGAGACAGACCCAGAGGUUUCCAAGUUUUCUAAGCUUUUGAUAAUGUGAAGCUCCAGGUUGAAAAAGCUGUUGAGCACACUGCAGCUCUGUAAUUUUUGGUGUAUGUAUGUAAUAUUUAAGGUUGGAAAAAAGAAAUCUCAGAAGCAAAGA
Molecule: messenger RNA, 4876 nt
Organism: Ochotona princeps (American pika)
Lineage: Eukaryota; Metazoa; Chordata; Mammalia; Lagomorpha; Ochotonidae
Gene: UBE2O
Product: ubiquitin conjugating enzyme E2 O
Exons: 18
Coding region: 48-3908 (1286 amino acids)
Source: RefSeq, a predicted model, not a curated record